GGGAGGAGAGAGAUGAAUCAGUUGUGGAAGAAGAAGAAGAAGAAAGAUGGGUGGUGGUAUGGAAGCAAAGAAGAACAAAUACAUUGAGGAUUGGGGUACUGCUAGAGAGAAUCUCGAAUUCAAUUUUCGUUGGACUCGUCGUAACCUUCUUCUUGUUGGUAUCUUCGGUAUCGCUGUUCCCGUACUCGUCUAUAAGGGCGUCGUCAAGGAAUUCCAUAUGCAAGAUGAAGAUAAUGGCCGACCAUACAGGAAGUUCAAGCCUUAAGUAUGGAAGAUGAUUUGUAAUAAUCAGGGUUUAUGAACGUUAGACCUUAUUAUGAGGCUACAACAUGUGCUUUAUUUUACUCGCCAAGGGUUGUUUAUUGAAGUAGUUUGGUUCUAUCAAACCACUUCAUGCUUGGCUGGCUUCAUUGAUAUUUCUGUGAUGUUAAGUUGCUACUGUUGUUCAAAAUUAAUAAUGUAUUUGGAAAACAAAAGCAUGAGUUAGACAAUAUUAUAAGAAAAAAUCAUGAUCAUGAAAAUACUUCUGAUUAACCAUGAAUGAUGAAUUAAAUACUAAA
Molecule: messenger RNA, 560 nt
Organism: Cicer arietinum (chickpea)
Lineage: Eukaryota; Viridiplantae; Streptophyta; Magnoliopsida; Fabales; Fabaceae
Cellular component (GO): respiratory chain complex I
Source: RefSeq, a predicted model, not a curated record